ACGUCACGCUGCGCGUCGCGGGGGCCCCGCUGGAGCCGCCUCAGCGGUCGCCGGGUGCGCGUCAUUGGUGUGCGCCGCGCCGGACUCCGCGGCUCCGGGUACAGAGCGCGAUGGCGGCGCUAGGAGGCGACGGACUGCGGCUGCUGUCGGUGUCUGGGCCGGAGCCGGAGCCCGAGUCGGCGGCGCUGAACGGCGCGGGUCCUGGCCUGUGCUGCUGGGUGUCCGUGUGCUCCUGCCUCAGCCUCGCCUGCUCCUACGUGGGCAGCCUUUACGUGUGGAAGAGCGAACUGCCCAGGGAUCAUCCCGCGGUCAUCAAGCGGAGAUUCACCAGCGUCCUCGUGGUGUCCAGCCUCUCCCCGCUCUGUGUGCUGCUUUGGCGAGAGCUCACGGGCCUCCAGCCAGGCAUAUCCCUGUUCACUCUGAUGGGCUUCAGGCUGGAGGGCAUCUUCCCCGCCGCGUUGCUGCCGCUGCUGCUGACCAUGAUCCUGUUCCUGGGCCCCCUGAUGCAGCUCUCCGUGGACUGUCCCUGGGACUUGGCCAACGGGCUGAAAGUGGCCCUGGCCCCCCAGGCCUGGGCACGAUGCCUGACGGACAUGCGCUGGCUACGGAACCAGGUGAUCGCCCCCCUGACGGAGGAGCUGGUGUUCCGGGCCUGCAUGCUGCCCAUGCUGGCCCCUUGCACGGGCCUGGGCCCUGCCAUCUUCACCUGCCCCCUCUUCUUCGGUGUCGUCGCCCCUUCCCUUACAGCCCAUUUUCACCACGUGAUUGAACAGCUCCGUUUCCGCCAGGGCAGCGUGGGAAGCAUCUUCUUGUCAGCUGCGUUCCAGUUCUCCUACACAGCAGUCUUUGGGGCUUACACAGCUUUCCUCUUCAUCCGCACAGGACACCUGAUUGGACCGGUCCUCUGUCACUCCUUCUGCAACUACAUGGGCUUUCCCGCGGUGUGUGCAGCCCUGGAGCACCCCCAGAGGUGCCCCCUGCUGGUGGGCUAUGCCUUGGGGGUGGGGCUCUUCCUGCUCCUGCUGCAGCCCCUCACUGAGCCCAGACUGUACAGCAGCCUGCCCCUCUGCCUGCUCCUGGACCGAACAGGGGCCUCAGCCACCUCGCUGUGCUCCUGACCUCUGCUCCCUCCCUACAGACUCUCGUGGGCUCCCCAGCCCCACCCAAGAGAAAUGGGUGGGAAGGGCAAGCUGGGGUCCCUGAGAUCUCAGGAAUUUUGGUGGGAGGACUAGAAGCCAGAGCUGCUUGAGCCCCCAGAACUGAGAGAAAGGGGAUCAGGAUCCCUGUGGGGCCGGCCAGCCCCUUCUGCACUGUGCUGCUCCUGGGCCUUGGGGAGGCUGCUGGGGGCCAGAAGCAGUCCCUCUGACCUCCCGGGGUUUUCUCAUCUUUUUGCAUCAGACUUUGUAUUCAGAUAUUAAAGAGUUUUAACUUGGGUAA
Phascolarctos cinereus (koala) is the source of this 1437-nucleotide messenger RNA. It is a transcript of the gene RCE1, whose product is annotated as Ras converting CAAX endopeptidase 1. Gene Ontology annotation, biological process: CAAX-box protein processing. The record is from RefSeq and is a predicted model, not a curated record. Gene Ontology annotation, cellular component: endoplasmic reticulum membrane. Lineage: Eukaryota; Metazoa; Chordata; Mammalia; Diprotodontia; Phascolarctidae. Gene Ontology annotation, molecular function: metalloendopeptidase activity.